Messenger RNA from Gongylonema pulchrum, 615 nucleotides. The record is from the annotation of a GenBank genome assembly. Lineage: Eukaryota; Metazoa; Nematoda; Chromadorea; Rhabditida; Gongylonematidae.
AUGCAAACGGGUGAAAUGUGCAUGCAGCAGCUCUAUCGGAAGAGUGAAACUGGUGAACGGCCACACUUCUUUUUUAAGGAUGAAAAUAAUACUGGUACGGUGACAAGUGGCCUUAUCUAUAAAAGUUACAGAGUUUCAAGAAGUGCGUUACUACACCAUGCAGCAGGGCAUGAAAAAGAAGGGCAAGGCGGUGAUCUGACGUGGGCUGACCAGCAUGAUGGCCAUGACAGUGAAUAUCUGUUGGACAAGCAUGCUCAUCACCAAAAUGAUGAGACAGGUUUCGGUCAUGCGUCCAAACACGAGGCCGAGCAACAUGCACUGAAAUCUGCAGCUGGUGCUGGUAAGCAUGCCGCUGCUGCCGCAGAAAAAGCUGCUCACAAGCAUGCCGAUAAAGCCAGCGCCCUCGGAAAAGACGCCCACGAAGCAUCUGGCUGGGGUAAGCAUGGCAAGGGUUACCACAACGAUGCGCACGGCUCCGACGCUCACGAACAUGGCUCAACACGACGCAAUGGCUGGGGCAAUAACUUCUACAACAGCUACGGACUAAACGGCGACAAGCAUUUUUCAAAAGGUUUAAAAGCGUGUUGUCUUCUGUUGUCAGCCUGGGUUUUCUGA